Molecule: messenger RNA, 1485 nt
Organism: Moesziomyces antarcticus
Lineage: Eukaryota; Fungi; Basidiomycota; Ustilaginomycetes; Ustilaginales; Ustilaginaceae
Product: ribonuclease HII
Exons: 1
Coding region: 1-1485 (494 amino acids)
Biological process (GO): mismatch repair; DNA replication, removal of RNA primer
Cellular component (GO): ribonuclease H2 complex
Molecular function (GO): RNA-DNA hybrid ribonuclease activity; RNA binding
Source: RefSeq, a predicted model, not a curated record
AUGCCACCGAGGAAGAAGACGGCAGCGACAACCCAGCCGCCUGCAAAGCGUCAAAAGAAAGAAGCGCGCGACGACGAUGACGACGACCCCAUCCUGGACAGCAAAGACCAUGCGGCAAUCGCACCACCGCCUCCCAUCCCGUCCGAGCCAACGACGCCCAUCCAGCACUCGUACACAUACGCAUCUCGCGUGCCUCCCGAAUGCAGCAAGAUCGACACGGCCAACCCCAGCGUCAAGGUGCCGUGUGCGCUGGGUGUGGACGAGGCCGGUCGCGGUCCUGUGCUCGGUCCGCUGGUGUACGGCAUUGCCUACUGUCCCGUGGCGUACCAGGACUCGCUCAAGCAGAUUGGAUUUGCCGACUCCAAGGCGCUCACCUCUGAGCGGCGCGACCAGCUUCUGUCAGCGCUCAUCGACCACGACGCUCAUCUCGGCUGGGCAGUGCGCGUCAUGUCGCCUCAGGACAUCUCGGCGGGCAUGCUCCGGCGGCGGCCCGUCAAUCUCAAUGCGCAAUCGAGCCAGGCGACAGUGUCGCUCAUCGCGGGCGUGCUCGAGCAGGGCGUCGACGUCACCGAGAUCUACGUGGACACGGUGGGCGAUCCCAAGAGCUACGCGCGGCUGUUGAGCUCGCACUUCCCGAGGCAUCCGCACAUCAAGUGGACCGUCACGAGCAAGGCCGAUGCCAUCUAUCCCAUCGUCGGCGCCGCGAGCAUCGCCGCCAAAGUCACGCGCGAUCGGUGCAUCGAACAUUGGAAGUACGCCGAACAGCCUGCUCCAGCGCAACACACUGUGCUUGGUGACACCACCAAUCGACCCGCACCACCCGUGGGUGAGCCGCAGAAGCGCAGGAUCGAGGCCGACGUGUGGGAUAGCAUGGGUGCGCUCGGAAGUGGAUAUCCCGGCGAUCCCAACACGGUUGCUUACUUGAAGCGCACGCUCGACCCCGUGUUUGGCUGGCCCGGUAUCGUGCGCUUCAGCUGGGCCACCGCCAAGACGAUGCUCGAAGAGAAAAUCAAGCCGCCCACAUCCAAGCCGCCCACUACAGACACUCCCGAACCAGUGCUGGGAGGAAAACGACUCACACGCUCUCUGUCUCGCACCUCUUCGAUCGCUGAUACCACCCCUGCGCUCCAACCCGAUGCCGAGGGGAAUGUCGCUGCAACACACGCGGUGAGCUUGUACGGUACACCGCUGCCACAGCCUGGAGUUCAGGGUGCGACGGUGCCACGCGCCUACAGGGUCAAGUGGAUCGACGAACCCGUGGCCAUCUCCAAGUUCUUUGGAGCCAAAAAGCCCGCGCCCAAACCUGGCUCUUCUGCCGAUGCAGCCACGGCUACUCUGCAGUGCGAGAUCAACGACUGGCUCAAAACCGAAUCCACCUGGCGUGCCAAGUCCGACACUGCUCCAACCCAGCUGCAAAUCAACACCAACAAGAUGCUCAAAGACCUUGGCAUUGCUACUGCCGACGCCACCUUCAGCCUGUUCUAA